UCGGUCGUAGCUAGUCGUCGUCGCCACCGCCGUCUCUACAGUGUCCCGAUGACUCAAAGACCGGCAAAACGCCAAAAACCGUUCAGUGUUAGUUUUGUUUUUAGUAUUUUAUUUCCUAUCCGUGUAUGAGUUUUUGUCUGAAAAAAUAUUAUGCUAUUUUUCAUUUUAAAUAUUUUACGAUAGAUAAACAAAAAUGUAUCGGGAACUGCAGUGUGUGCGAAAUGUUUGGCGAUCUCAUUAGCCGAAAAAUCAUCACCGGACUAAAUAACAUGUAAUAACUACAGGGUAUAUUCAGAUAUCAAAAUGAAGUGGCUCAGGAGUGACGGAGGACCAAUGUUUUACGGUUACAGCAACCGUACACCGGUCACAGGCGAUGUACAAAUGAUUACAACCUGUCUGGUUUUCGGUACGAUUUUCACAGCGUUUCUUAUCAUCUUCCCCGGAGUUCGUAAAGAAAGGUUCACCACCUUCACAACUGUCACCUUGAGCCUGUUCGUCGGAAACGUCAUAUUGUUGUCGAUACUGGGUUCCAGCUGGCACGUGGCUGAAACAGUGAUCACGAGCGCUUACCGAGCUCUUUCCAAAGAACUGAUCACUGCGGAACUUGGUGCAUACGUCGGACUCGGUCAUAUCAACAUAACUCUAUGUGCUAUACCAUCCGACAACUCUUCGAUGCCUUUGGAAGACAUCAGUUUCAACGAACGUUUCUCUUGGCUGGGAGCUCACGAGAUGGGCGAAAGCUAUCAAGCUGCCUUGUACCGAGGCAUGCCCUUCCCCAUACUAACUGUAGCUGAAUACUUUAGUCUGGGUCAAGAAGGAUUUGCUUGGGGAGGACAAUACAGAGCCGCAGGUUACUACGGUAGCAUAUUUUUAUGGACAGCGUUCGUGUUGUGGUUCCUGAUGAACGUGCUGCUAGUCGUCGUUCCACGGUACGGAGCGUACACAAUGAUAGGCAUGGGAAGUUUUAUGGUCGGAGCAACAGUCGCCUAUCACUGCAUGCUUCCGUCGUCGCCUCUAGUCAUACGUUUUCAGGACGACAAGUUUUUACUGUUCAGGCUGGGCUGGUGUUUCUGGCUAACACUUUUCACUGGUCUACUGUGCAUUUCCGUUGGAUUGAUAAUUGUGGCCAUCGACUGCGUGUACCCGCACAAAUUCUCCACAAUUCUCGAAGUGGACUUUGAUACGCCGUACGACCGGCACAUCAUCAUCGAGGAUAGUAUUCACCGGAAGAAACGUGUCGGCAACAAGAGUUUAGAAGAACCUGAGGGCCUUGGCCGCAGGAUAUUAAGGCGACUUUCGUCCAAGAAAGAUGACGACGGCAACAAUCACAUGAAACUCGCUGGCACGGACAACCGUGGCUUUGAAUUGGACCCGGCCCCUCCGAAUUCUCCGUGGAUUCCGUACAACAGGCCUGCAGUUCAGGGAGUGAAAUUCAAUAGAACUAUAUCGCAAGAUUCGAUGACCAGCCAAACGUCCAACUUGGCAGUCUCUUUUAACAAUCGUGACAAGAGCAGGCUGUCUAUAUUAAAAACGUCUUUGCCACCCAUGAGACCGGCACCGGGACAAGCAGUAGUGGUUGAUAGAGCCAAAGAAGUGUCCAUGUGGUAAAACUUCACAGAAUAAUAUAAUUUUAAAUGUGCCAAGCAAAACGAUUUGUGAAAAUUUUUUUGAAGUCUGAUCGUAUAGACAUAUAGAUGUAUACAUAUUAUGUACCAUAUUAUAUAGUACACAAUGACAGUCAUAUAAAAUUAUAAUUAGUUUCCAUCAUAUUAAUUAUGUUGGAUUUUUUUUAAGUGGAACUAAUGAAAUGAAAAGCUUAAAAAUCUAGAUGUCAAACUUUGAUUAACUUAAUUUAUAAUUAAGCCCAUUAGUAUUUAUACCACAAUGAUCAAAAACAUCUAAAAAAUAGGGUUAAGAGUAUAUCAAGGAGUUGUGAAUAUAAUUAUUGUAAUGUUACCUAUAUUUAUUUAUUAAUAUUAUUAUAUAUUUAAUGUUUAUAAUCAUUUAAUUAAGCUAAUUUUUAAAUCAAAACUUUUUUAUUGUAUAAAUUAUUAUUUUUGACAAAUAUAUGUAUUUUUAUUUAUUUUA
This is a messenger RNA of Aphis gossypii (cotton aphid), 2088 nucleotides long. RefSeq names its product dual oxidase maturation factor 1 (gene mol). The record is from RefSeq and is a predicted model, not a curated record. Gene Ontology annotation, biological process: protein transport. Gene Ontology annotation, cellular component: endoplasmic reticulum membrane. Lineage: Eukaryota; Metazoa; Arthropoda; Insecta; Hemiptera; Aphididae.